AUGCACCUAGUGGCUUGUAUGAAUCAUCCGGUCAUCGAUAUUUGUCCUAUAAAAGAGCAAGUCCAACACUCCGUAAAACAUAAUCUACCAUUCAAUUGUCGAAAGAACUCUAUCAGCUCACAAUUCAAGAGUCAACGUUCAAACAACUCCAACAUCAACAUGAAUCGUAACUUGUCUUUGUUUCUUUUGGUCGUCGCAGUGGUUUUGCUGGUGGCAGCCACAACGAUCGAUGCAGAGUGUCGCUGGCUCGACUGCCAUGCACAUUCGGCCGGAGACUGGUGCAACAUUCUUGGACCCGGCUGGAAGGUGAAGAAUUGGAGACGGUGUAACGGUUUGCUGGGAAAAUCUGAACACUGCUGCAAAUAA
Messenger RNA from Macrosiphum euphorbiae (potato aphid), 366 nucleotides. Lineage: Eukaryota; Metazoa; Arthropoda; Insecta; Hemiptera; Aphididae. The record is from the annotation of a GenBank genome assembly.